Mus caroli (Ryukyu mouse) is the source of this 2771-nucleotide messenger RNA. NCBI's taxonomy places the organism in Eukaryota, Metazoa, Chordata, Mammalia, Rodentia, Muridae. The record is from RefSeq and is a predicted model, not a curated record.
UCAGCAGCCGGUCGGGGGCGGUGAAAAGCGAGUGAGGAGAGCGCGACGGCGGCGUAGCCAUCGCUGAAGGGAGAGCGAGGCCCGAGCUUCCGCGUCGAGAUUUGGUGACUGAGGAAAGGACCCAGAGACUCCUUGAACAACUAAGGCAAGUCACGAUGGUUUCAAUCCCAGAAUACUACGAAGGGAAGAAUAUCCUUCUCACCGGAGCCACUGGUUUCUUAGGCAAGGUGCUUCUGGAAAAGUUGCUGAGGUCUUGUCCCAGGGUGAAUUCAGUCUAUGUUUUGGUGAGGCAAAAAGCUGGUCAGACACCCCAAGAGCGAGUGGAGGAAAUCCUCAGUGGCAAGCUUUUCGACAGGUUGAGAGAUGAAAAUCCAGAUUUUAGAGAGAAAAUUAUAGCGAUCAACAGUGAACUCACGCAACCUAAACUGGCUCUCAGUGAAGAAGAUAAGGAGAUCAUUAUAGACUCUACAAAUGUCAUAUUCCACUGUGCAGCUACUGUAAGAUUUAAUGAAAAUUUAAGAGAUGCUGUCCAGUUAAAUGUGAUAGCUACACGACAGCUUAUUCUCCUUGCACAGCAAAUGAAGAAUCUGGAAGUGUUCAUGCAUGUCUCAACAGCGUAUGCCUACUGCAAUCGAAAGCAUAUUGAUGAAGUAGUUUAUCCACCCCCUGUAGAUCCCAAGAAGCUGAUUGAUUCUUUAGAAUGGAUGGAUGAUGGCCUAGUAAAUGAUAUCACACCAAAAUUGAUAGGCGACAGACCUAACACGUACAUAUACACCAAGGCAUUGGCAGAGUAUGUUGUGCAGCAAGAAGGAGCAAAGCUAAAUGUUGCCAUUGUAAGGCCAUCGAUCGUUGGUGCCAGUUGGAAAGAACCUUUUCCAGUAAGCUCUUCAAAACUGUUAAGCACUUGGGACUUAGAGUUUAUGCGUGCCUCCAACAAUGCCCUUGCAGAUCUCGUUCCUGUAGAUGUAGUGGUCAACACGAGCCUUGCUGCAGCCUGGUAUUCUGGAGUUAAUAGACCAAGAAACAUCAUGGUGUAUAAUUGCACAACAGGCAGCACUAAUCCUUUCCACUGGGGGGAAGUUGAGUACCAUGUAAUUUCCACUUUCAAGAGGAAUCCUCUCGAACAGGCCUUCAGACGGCCCAAUGUAAAUCUAACCUCCAAUCACCUUUUAUAUCAUUACUGGAUUGCUGUAAGCCAUAAGGCCCCAGCAUUCCUGUAUGAUAUCUACCUCAGGAUGACUGGAAGAAGCCCAAGGAUGAUGAAAACAAUCACUCGUCUUCACAAAGCCAUGGUAUUCCUUGAGUAUUUUACAAGUAACUCUUGGGUUUGGAAUACUGAUAAUGUCAAUAUGUUAAUGAACCAACUAAACCCUGAAGAUAAAAAGACCUUUAAUAUUGAUGUACGGCAGUUACAUUGGGCAGAAUAUAUAGAAAACUACUGCAUGGGGACUAAGAAGUACGUGUUGAAUGAAGAGAUGUCUGGCCUCCCUGCCGCUCGGAAGCAUCUCAACAAGUUGCGGAAUAUCCGUUAUGGUUUUAAUACAAUCCUUGUGAUACUUAUCUGGCGCAUUUUUAUUGCAAGAUCACAAAUGGCAAGAAACAUCUGGUAUUUUGUGGUUAGUCUGUGUUACAAAUUUCUGUCAUACUUCCGAGCAUCCAGCACUAUGAGAUACUGAAGACCAAGAAUUUAGCAUUAGAACAUCUAUGCAUAUGGUGAUCUAAAUGCACAAAAUGUAAAAUGUACUUAAGUCAUCUCACCUUUUGUUAAGACAUUAAACCAUCUUAAAUUGGAGCGUGGAGUAAAUUAUGGUCCAUUUUAUGUAACAUUUUAAUGUUUAUGCUCAAAACCUNNUGAACACACUGUGGUAUGCCAGCUCAGAACUGCAGUAGUCACUCAAAUUAUGAUUCAACAUUUUAAUCCUUGGAAUGCAAAGGGUAGGAAGGGGGCAGAAGUGGGGCUAUGGGAGCAUUGACCAGUAUAACUGUGCAGUUCUGGAACAUACUAAUUAAAACAUGCCUUAACAUGCAGUCCUAAUAUUCAGUGCAAUGGAAAAUGUGCAGACAGAAGGCCUAGAUAAAUUAGUUAAGUAUUUGAUUUGAUUUGAUUCUUCAAUAUUGAUUUCUUUUUUCUUUUUAAUCCUUUGAGAGGUGGGGUUUAAUUUUGCUAAGACCACAGCCAUGUGUUUUUUUUCUUCCUGUAAGUUACAGGUCGUGUCAAACGCAAAGACUUGUUCUGAUUUUCUUUCUGAAUAAAUGUGUGUUGCAUAUCAUUUUUUAUAAGUAAUUAGUUGCUCUUAUGAUCAGAAGGCCAAAUAUUAUUCUAAAGACACUAAUAGAUCUGAAUGAAUUUAAGAUUCUGUAUCAGUGUAUACUCUGUGCAUUUGAAGCAAAGUGAAAACAUGCACGGUAAAGGAAACCACUUUUCUAGUCUGCAUUUUGAUCAAAUGGAACUCUGGUGAGAUGUGUUUUCAUUUUGAAGAGGAUUUCUUGAGACGUGAUGAGAGGUGGGAUUGGGGAAGGAUUCACUAUAUUUAUCCUCUCCUCCCUUAUCAAUUUUCCCACAGGACUUGCCCCAUGUGAACAUGCAUUAUUAUGAAGGAAUGUAGUUGCAGCUUUUAACAUUAAGAAAAUGUCCUCAUGUGUUUGCCAACACAUACUAAUUUGACCUUGAAAGCUGAAUUCCUUUAAAAAUGAAUAAUGCAUAAGUAUGUGUAUAAAAUUAAAUAAAGGAUUUUACCAUGUAAAGUAGCAAACUGUUGAAUGAGUUUCAA